GGUAGGCGGGUAUAAGAGGGGGUUCCCAGCGCGGGGGUUUACGAGCUGCUGCCAUCUUUCCUGUCUGAAUCCUGUCAGCGAGCUGAGUGCCAUGGCCGAGGAGACCGUAUCCGUGCCUACCGAGUCCUCCAAGCCUGAAGCUGUAGAUGCUCCUUCAACAUCGUCUGACAAAGUUGCUGUGGAGGAUGUGGAAUGUGAAGCCAAAAAGCUUAUGGGUGCAGGUCACAGAAACUUGGUGAUGAAGGAUAUAAAGUCAGCAGUUGCUGCUUUUCAAGAAGCCAGCAGCCUAUUAGCUAAGAAAUAUGGGGAUACAGCUGAUGAAUGUGCUGAUGCCUUCUUCUCGUAUGGAAUUAGUCUCCUUGAACUGGCCCGGAUGGAGAAUGGUGUGUUGGGUAAUGCCUUGGAAGGAAUACCAGAGGAGGAGGAAGAAGAAGAUACGAAAGAGGAUCCAAAUAUUCCAAGUGCAGAGAACAUAGAUGACAAAGAAAGGGAGCAGUUGAGAGAGCAGGUAUAUGACGCUAUGGCAGAAGAAGAGAAGCCUGCAGAUAAACCAGAGAAGGAAGGGAAGGAAAAUUGUGAGAAAACAACAAACUCAAAAGCGAAUGAGUGUGAUGGGAAAUCUGAAGAUAAAAUGGAGGAAUGUGAUGUGGAGGGUGAAAAGCAGGGGGAAUGCAGUGUGAAACCCACUGAAAAUGAUAAAACUGAUUUGGAGACUAAAGAUGAGCCUGAAGGUGAUCACAUGGAAGAGGGUGAAAAGCCAGCUGCAGCAUCUUCCAAAGGUCCUGUGGAAAAGGAAAAUACUGAAGUGAAAAACACUGAUUCAAAGAGUGAAUCCAAAAGUGAAGCCUCUAAAACUGAAUGCAGUGAUCAAGCAGUAGAAGAAAAGGAUGUUUUAAAGGAUGAAGGGAAAGAUUCAAAGGAUGAAGGGAAAGAUUCAAAGGAUGAAGGGAAAGAUUCAAAGGAUGAAGGGAAAGAUUCAAAGGAUGAAGGGAAAGAUUCAAAGGAUGAAGGGAAAGAUUCAAAGGAUGAAGGGAAAGAUUCAAAGGAUGAAGGGAAAGAUUCAAAGGAUGAAGGGAAAGAUUCAAAGGAUGAAGGGAAAGAUGCUGUUGCUCCUGAAACAUCUGAAGAGAAGCAAAGUGUCCAAACAGAGGAAGAAAAACCAGAUGAAGUGUCUGAGAUGGAGGAAACUGCUUCAAAAGAUCAAUCUGGAGAUCAAGAGGAAGAAACAGAAGAACAAAUGGAAGGUGAAGAUGGUGAAGACUCUGUAGAAAAUGAGGAAACCGAAGAGAAGGAAAAUGAGGAAGAUGAUGUUGGUAACCUGCAGCUGGCGUGGGAAAUGCUGGACCUGUCAAAGAUAAUCUUUAGAAGGAAAGAAACUAAAGAAGCUCAGUUAAAAGCAGCACAAGCACAUCUGAAACUCGGAGAAGUUAGUGUUGAGUCAGAAAACUACUCCCAGGCAGUAGAAGACUUCUUGGCCUGUCUGAAGAUACAGCAAGAGCACCUUGAAGCUCACAACCGCCUCCUUGCAGAAACUCACUACCAGCUAGGUUUGGCUUAUCAGUACAACUGCAAACAUGAGGAUGCAAUAUCACACUUCAAUAAAUCAAUCGAUGUCAUUUCAGGAAGAAUAACUGUGCUCUCAGGGAAAAUAGAAGCGGCCACAGAGCCAGAUGCUGAAAUUGAAGAGUUGAAAAACCUGCUCCCUGAUAUCAAAGAAAAGAUUGAAGACUCAAAGGAAGCUCAGAAAACUGCUAUAGCAACAGAAAUUGCCCUUAAAGAGACACUGGCUGGAGGUUCUUCAGGAUUUUCUUCUAAAGAGAAUGGAAGCACUUCAACAUCCAUGGACAAAAAUAGCAGUGACUGCACUGUACCUGUUCAAAACUGUGUGUCUGAUAUUUCUCAUCUUGUGAGGAAAAAGAGAAAACCUGAAGAGGAAAGUCCACUAAAAGACAGUGAAGCAAAGAAAGCUAAACCAGAUCUGGUUGAAAAUGGAGAUGGGAGUGAAGAUGCAGUAGUACCUACAAAUGAAGAAGCAGAGAAAGCUGAAGAGGCUGGACAGAUACCCAUGGAAACGGCAGCUGUGGAGAGUUCUGCAUGACCAAUUCACUUGAUCACUGUUUUUUGUAUAUAAAUGUAUUUUCUGAAAUUUUUUGUUGCGUGUCCUUUUUGUAAAAGAAAUAAAGAUGAGAUUUAAAAAUUGUG
Molecule: messenger RNA, 2202 nt
Organism: Pelobates fuscus (common spadefoot toad)
Lineage: Eukaryota; Metazoa; Chordata; Amphibia; Anura; Pelobatidae
Gene: NASP
Product: nuclear autoantigenic sperm protein
Exons: 15
Coding region: 92-2098 (668 amino acids)
Biological process (GO): CENP-A containing chromatin assembly; DNA replication-dependent chromatin assembly
Cellular component (GO): nucleoplasm
Molecular function (GO): histone binding
Source: RefSeq, a predicted model, not a curated record